CCGCCGCAUUAGCAGCGGCCCGUGAAGGCGGCCCCGGCUACCGGCAGCGUCGCCCUGGGGCCGUUGUGGCUGCGCGGGAGUGGCCCAUCCUUGCCUCUCGUCUCCUCCCUCCUUCCCCCCCUCAGUGCCUGAGCCAUGGCGGCGCCGGAGGACGCGGUGGCGGCUGCUGCGGCCGCAGGGGGGUGACCGCCUGAGGUGGAGGCGGCGGCGGCUGUGGUGGUCGGUGAGCGGCGGCGGCGGCAGGUCGGACGGAGGCUGGCUGCGGGAGGAGGAUGCGCGAGUACAAGGUGGUGGUGCUGGGCUCGGGCGGGGUGGGGAAGUCGGCGCUCACCGUGCAGUUCGUCACCGGCACCUUCAUCGAGAAGUACGACCCCACCAUCGAGGACUUCUACCGCAAGGAGAUCGAGGUGGACGCCUCCCCGUCGGUGCUGGAGAUCCUGGACACGGCCGGCACCGAGCAGUUCGCCUCCAUGCGGGACCUGUACAUCAAGAACGGGCAGGGCUUCAUCCUGGUCUACAGCCUCGUCAACCAGCAGAGCUUCCAGGACAUCCGCCCCAUGCGCGACCAGAUCAUCCGCGUCAAGAGGUAUGAGAAGGUGCCUGUAAUCUUGGUUGGAAAUAAAGUGGAUCUGGAGAGUGAGAGGGAAGUUUCAUCGAGUGAAGGCAGAGCCCUGGCUGAAGAAUGGGGUUGUCCUUUUAUGGAGACUUCUGCUAAAAGUAAAACAAUGGUGGAUGAACUCUUUGCAGAGAUUGUCAGACAGAUGAACUAUGCCUCUCAGCCAGAUAAAGAUGAUCCAUGCUGUUCUGCAUGUAAUAUACAAUAGCAUUCCAAAUGAUGGAAUUGGACCUAAUUUGCUGUAUUUUGGGUAAGGUAAUACAACUGACUACUUUGCUUUGUGAUUUGAAGUUGGGUCUCUUGAGAUAAAUCCAAAGUGGAGUAGCACCAUUAACUCCAAGUGGAAAAGAAUUGGGAUAAGCUUCUGCAGUUUCCAUACCUGCGGAAUUGGGGAUAAGCUUUUACAGUUCACUUACCUGCAGCACAUCUCCUAUACCUUCAACUCUGUGGCCUGGCCAACAGAUUUACAGGGUGAGCACAAACAAUGUAUGUUGGCUUUGUCAGACAACAGCUACGGCUUUAAGUGAAGAGUUGUUGAUGAUGGUGAACAGGAGAGCCACCAGCAAAGACCCUUUGCACUCUGCAUAUUCUCUACUGAUAAGUAACUGUUAACAAAGUUUAUGUGUCUGCAUAUUGAAUUUCAGGACUUGUCACUUGUGGCCAAGUUUACUCAGUCAAAUAUGCUAAUUUCAUCUUUGACGCAAGUGUUAGUAGGAUUAUCGGCAAAUUGAUGUAGUUCUGUUUUUUUCCCCUUUAAAUUUGAUUGUCUUCUAUUAUCCCAUCAUACGAAAAGGAAAAUAUUCCAUCAGUACUUGAAGGUAAACAGAGGAGCUCUGAAAAAAGAAAUCAACGGCUUGUGAAGAGAACAGUGGGACGUUGGGAUGUGUUAAUAUUCUGCUUUGCUGCUCAGAAAUGAUCGAUUGCUUCGGAUUGCUGUUCAGUCAAGAAAGCAAACAAACCCUCUGUUUACAAAGCAGGAAAUGUGUUCAUCUCUUUACUGAACCAGGAAGAAGCAACUGUGAUGGGGGUAAAAAAAUCGCUUAGCCUUACUAAUGAGGAUUUUUUUUUUAGCACAUUAAUAAGUACCACCUUGUAAGGAAAAUGAAGCCAUGUUGUAUCCAGAUGUUCCUUUUUUGCAGAAACCUUUUAGGGACUGUAUGAGCAUCCUGCAUUUUUAAGUUUAAGGAUACCAGUUUAUUUCUUGCCUUUAAGGGCUAUGUCUUUGAUGUGAUACCCCAACUAACCUAUGGAAUUCAAAUUUGCCAUUUUAUAGCUUUAAUGUUGGCAAUUUUGGUUAAUUGAAUUAACUGUGUGAAGUUACUUUGGCUCAGAAGUUGAAUACACAAUAUUGUAAUUCCAUAUGUGAGCGAGAAAAGGGUUCUUGUCUUCAAUUGCCUAACAUGCUAGUCAGGUGCUGCCAUACAGUGAUCCUGUUGCCCUGGUUAUUGCUGUGACAAAUAGUGAGUGAAAACGUUGUUUUGAAAUGGUGCUCAUCCUCUGAUCUUAAUUUUCAUAGCAGUGAAAUACUUAUAAUUUGCAUGACUUAACAGCACCAGUUAUAUCUAUUCUGAUGUCUUACAAUCAAGGAAGUUUCCGAUCAGAAUGUCUAAGGCUGAAAUGCUGGAGUGAUCAUGUUGAGCUGGACCUUGAUGGAUAAAUUUGGCCUUUAAAAUGCAAUAUCACUGAGCCUGGGUCCAAAUACCACCCCACAGUUUGGUUUCUCAGUCUUGUGAAGUAGCUCUGUAGUUUCUUGUGUAGAUGAGUGGAGACGGGUGUAUGUGUCUUGUGUGCGUGUUGGUGGGUGGGUGUGGAACUUUUUACAAAUGCUGUAAUGAACUUGAGUUCUGAGAUGUUUGCCUCCAUCAGCAGAAAAACAACCUGCAAUCUAACGUGUGUCUACGAAACUGAAUUCAGAAGCAUUUUUUUAAAAAAAUUGACAACACACGUCCACUUUAUUUCUUACACAGCGGAACACUUUUAAUUUAGUUCACUUUCUAACAACUUAUCAAUAAUGAUGGAUGAUUAUAGGCCACUAUUGCCUUAGUCCUUGCGUGAUUCCCCACCCCACCCCACCCCCGUAAUCAAGAAAACAAAGAGUGUAAAGCGAAACAUGAGGUCCUACUCUGGAAAUGUAGCUCCUUCCCAAGCAGCUUGCACAGUCAUGGAGGUUUUGGCACUUAAGAGUGUCUCAUAUUGACAACCUGCAUACGUUAAGGGGGGAAAGACUCUCAGAAGAUCACAGUCCCUAAAAUAUUUUGGGAGGGACGUUAUCCAGCAGUAGCUUUGUCUCUUAAAAAAAAUAACCAGCUUCACUAUUCAUAUAAAAAUGAGAUGAGUUAUAUAACAUUAAUUUUGAUUGCAUAUUAUGCAGCUUUAUUCCAAAAAUAUUUCCCACCCUGCAUGUCAUAUUGUUUACGCAGUGAUUACAGGGGACACAAGUAAGAUGAACGGUGGGCAUAAAUGGCAAUUCUGGUAAAAAUGACAAUAAAAAUGGGCAUGAUUUUGAUGUGGAAGUCUUCGCAUCAAUUAUAUGGUGACCUUAAACAGAAUAAUUCGAAGUACUUCCUCAAUAAUGCUUUUUGCUGUUUUAGAGACAAGGCAUUGUGUGUUCUUGCAAGAGUGUAAUCAUUUUACAUUAUGUGUAAUUCUAAGGAGGCAGCUUGUGUGCUGCUUGGCAUCUGCUUACAUGGCUGUAAGUGGGACAGUGAAGAGUUCAUUUAACUAAAACACUGUAAAUCAGUAAGAGGGAUAUUAAAGCCUACAAUUCGUCAUAUUAACAUGGGAUUCCCCCCCCCCUCCCAUGUCAUGUGUUAAGGCCAACAGAGUAAGUUGCAAGCAAACUGGGUGUCUAGUGUCACCAGCUCUCUAGUGCCAAUUCAAGAGGUGCCAGUACUCCUGUUUCGAUUCCUCUCUUCCUGAUCCUGUGGUGCUGAUUAGCUUCUCCCUCUUCCCGUUGUUGCUCUCUUGCAUCAAUAUUUUAUUUUAUUUUAAUUUUUUACAUUGGCUGACCUGGAAGAUGGACUUAAAGAAACUAGGGUAGCUGACUGCCAGCCUUCUCUAACCUGGGCCACUUAGCAACCUGGGCUGUGCGCCACUGGGCAUAUGGCACUUUUCAGGUAUAAACCUUGUAACGUUCACAAACAUGCCACGGUGGCACUCCCUCGUCCAUAAAGAUGAAGGAGUGGCACACUGGCAUGCAUCAGCACCGUUUUGGGAGUUGCUUGUCAAGGAUGACUGCUUAUUUUUGUAUCCUGAUCAGAUUCCAAUGAUAGUAAAUUUGUUUGGGUAUAACAUGCCUUAAAAUAUUAUCAUUUGAUCCAAAGACCCACUAUUCUUUAGCUAUUCUUGUAGAGCUUUGUAUUUUUCUGCAGCUGGCAUUUUUUAAGUUUAUAUUGUUGUAAAAUGUUGCAACUUCUUUUGAAAAUAUGUUAAUUCCCCACUUUGCUUUCUACAAAAGUUAAUCAGUUGUGAAAAUUUAAAAUAAGCCACCCUCACCUCGCGCCAUGUACGUAUUGGCAGUAGCUUUUCGGGACUUUCUUUUCUGGUUGGACCAACAAUAGAUUAUCCCCUUUAACUAUGUUCCCAUGUCUAAAUUUGGCAUUCAUUUCUGUGGGCAAACUUACCAGUAUUUACUUUUCUACAUGACACAUGCUGCCUAAAAAUGUUGUUCAUUUAGGGUGAGGGGAUACAUGGUUUUUCACCAGUGUGCAACUGAAGCACCAAUUGGGCUGUAAUUACAAAAUUCCAUGACAAAGCAAAUUUGACAACUGCAGGAAUUUUAAAGUCCAUUAUUCCUCUGUCAGUUCUUGAUCAGGGUUUCAAGAAGGGAUUGCAGUGUGUUUUUGAAAACUAGGUUUAACCAUUGACAAUUUGGGAUUUCCUAGAGUUGAAUAAAGAUAUUUAACACUUGAUUGUUGAGCUCUGUAACAACUGAUAACUGAAAAAUGGAGUAAGUUUUUAUAAGGUGUCAGUCAGUUGUUUAAAUCAAAAUGUUUCAAAAUAAAUCAAAUUGUACAUAGAACUCAAUGCAAACUCAGCAGUUGUAUUUGGAGUUAAAUUAUUUUAACAAAUAAAUUUAUUUAAUGAAA
Molecule: messenger RNA, 4704 nt
Organism: Elgaria multicarinata webbii
Lineage: Eukaryota; Metazoa; Chordata; Lepidosauria; Squamata; Anguidae
Gene: RAP2A
Product: RAP2A, member of RAS oncogene family
Exons: 2
Coding region: 273-824 (183 amino acids)
Biological process (GO): Rap protein signal transduction; negative regulation of cell migration
Cellular component (GO): plasma membrane
Molecular function (GO): GDP binding; GTPase activity; GTP binding
Source: RefSeq, a predicted model, not a curated record